Messenger RNA from Phaeodactylum tricornutum CCAP 1055/1, 1126 nucleotides. RefSeq lists its product with no specific name. NCBI's taxonomy places the organism in Eukaryota, Bacillariophyta, Bacillariophyceae, Surirellales, Neidiaceae. Gene Ontology annotation, molecular function: cyclin-dependent protein serine/threonine kinase regulator activity. The record is from RefSeq and is a predicted model, not a curated record. Gene Ontology annotation, cellular component: cyclin-dependent protein kinase holoenzyme complex; centrosome; cytoplasm. The transcript is spliced from 2 exons. The coding region runs from base 1 to 912 and encodes 303 amino acids. Gene Ontology annotation, biological process: mitotic cell cycle phase transition; regulation of cyclin-dependent protein serine/threonine kinase activity.
AUGACCGACCAUUAUAUUGACAUCGAUAUGGUACAAUCCUAUAUAGCUUACUUAUACACAGAUUUUCGCUGGAACCCCGAUUCGUAUCAAAUGCACGGCAACGUGGACGAUAUUGAUGCACGUGACGAAACGGCGGGAGACGUCCUAUGUGUUACCUCAUACGUGCAAGGUAUGUACACUUACUUUCGCGAGAAGGAAGUCACCACCGCGGUACUACCGGUCUACAUGGAAAGCCAGCCACACAUCAACGAACGCAUGCGGUCGAUCUUGGUAGACUGGUUGGUGGAGGUCCACUUGAAGUUCAAGCUCGUUCCAGAAACGUUGUACUUGACUGUGAACAUUAUCGAUCGCUUUUUGCAAAUUCAUAAAGUUUCGCGGCCUAAGCUUCAGCUCGUCGGUGUGACCAGUCUGUUGAUUGCGUCCAAGUACGAGGAAAUCUAUCCACCGGAGCUCCGCGAUUUGGUGUAUAUAUGCGAUCGAGCGUACACACGUCCAGACAUCAUUGAAAUGGAGGAGUGUAUCCUGAAAACACUGGGAUACCAGAUCACGAUUCCUAGUGCACAUGCCUUCCUGGUCCGCUACUUGAAAGCUGGUCACGCCGACAAGAGAAUUGUUCAGCUCUCAUGCUAUAUUCUGGAUAGUACUCUCCAAUCGUACGAUCUUUUGCGUUAUCUUCCCAGCCAGCUCGCGGCUGCAGCCGUCUUUAUUGCCCGUCGGACUGUGGGACGCAAUGCCUGGAGUCCGACCCUCUUACGUUAUGCCGAGUACUGUGAAGAGGAAAUUAUCACAGUUGCGCGCGACGUGCUUAGAGAAAAGUCAAUCGCAAAUCCUGAGCUCCGAGCGGUGAAUAAAAAGUACAGCGGUCAUCGAUACGGCGGAGUUGCUUCGACCGUUCUGGUAUUUGACUUUUAAAAGUACCAGCAGAUCGUUUACUUCCACUUCAUUGACUCCGGAUACACGGCAGGCAGCUUUGCCUUCAGUCGAUAUACGCCGAGAGAAGUCGCCAGCUGCACGUUGUCCAUGUAGCCAGCCCUCUCGCUCCCAGCUUACGAUUCAAUUCGUUCAUAGUCAAUCAUCAAGGGUCCGACAAUGGUUCGGGCACUAAUUUAAAAACCAUCAACAUUAC